Manduca sexta (tobacco hornworm) is the source of this 2377-nucleotide messenger RNA. It is a transcript of the gene Nsun2, whose product is annotated as tRNA (cytosine(34)-C(5))-methyltransferase. Bases 64 to 2286 code for a protein of 740 amino acids. Gene Ontology annotation, molecular function: tRNA (cytidine-N5)-methyltransferase activity; tRNA binding. The record is from RefSeq and is a predicted model, not a curated record. Gene Ontology annotation, cellular component: cytoplasm; nucleus. Gene Ontology annotation, biological process: tRNA methylation. The transcript has 13 exons. NCBI's taxonomy places the organism in Eukaryota, Metazoa, Arthropoda, Insecta, Lepidoptera, Sphingidae.
CCUCACUUUUAUUGCAAAUGUCAAUUAUUGUCAAUUCUUUGCUACAUCGCUGGGUAUUCUUUUAUGUUAUGUUUUUAUAAUUUUUCACAAAAGAGAUUAGUAUCAUUAGGUGAUUAUUUAAGAAGAAUGGGCAGGAAAAAUCGCAAUGUCAAUAAAUUUGCUCAACGUAAACGUGAAAAGAGAGAACAGGAAAAAAAUCCACAAGAAAAACCAAGUGGUGACACACGAAAGGAUUACGAAGAAAUAGUGAGAGAAAAUGCGACUUUUGAACAGUAUUAUAAGACUCAAAAAGUAUGCCCCGAUGAAGAAUGGUCCACCUUCAUGGCAUCCCUCAAGGAGAAUCUCCCGACAGCCUUCAGGAUAACUGGUUCAAAAGCGGAAGCCGAUGCAUUAAUGAAGGUUAUCAGCAGUAACUACUUCUCUGCAUUGUUGAACGGAGAAGUAAAAGAUGAUGGGACCAAUGAGAUAAUCAAGCCAGUCAAUGUGCCAUGGUAUCCUGGAGGCUUUGCAUGGCAAGUGAAGCUGUCCCGCACAGACAUCAGACGUAGCGAGACUCUGUACAAGCUGCACAACUUCUUGGUAGCAGAGACCGCUGCGGGCGGUGUGUCGAGGCAGGAGCAGGUGUCCAUGAUACCACCUGUGGCUCUUGAUGUCAAACCACAUCACAAGGUAUUGGAUAUGUGCGCUGCUCCCGGUUCAAAAACAGCCCAAUUGAUAGAGUUCCUACAGGCAGAAGAAGACAAGAUGCCUACAGGGUUCGUGAUGGCCAACGAUGUGGACAACUCCCGGUGCUACAUGCUGGUGCACCAGGCCAAGCGGCUCAACUCUCCGUGCAUCAUCAUCACCAACCACGACUCGGCGGUGAUGCCCGCGCUGCGAGUCACCGAUCCGCAGGACCCAAGCAAAACAAUUCCGUUAAAAUUCGACAGAGUGCUGUGCGAUGUGCCGUGUUCAGGUGACGCGACGCUCCGCAAGAACCCAGACAUAUGGCUCAAGUGGUCCGUCGGCAACGGGAACAAUUUGCAUGGCAUACAAUACCGCAUCUUGAAGCGCGGAUGCGAGUUGCUCGCCGUGGGCGGGCGGCUCGUGUACUCCACCUGCUCCUUCAACCCGGUGGAGAACGAGGCGGUGGUGGCGAGGGUCCUGAGGGAGGCCGACUGCUCACUCCAGCUCCGGGACGUGGCCGGGGAGCUGCCCGGACUCAAAUACAUCAAAGGCAUGACCCACUGGCGCCCAGCAUCCAAAGACAUGGUGUUCUACGACAAAUACGAAGACGUGCCGGAGCGGUGGCAGACUGUGGUGCGGCCGCAGAUGUUCCCGCCGACUCCUGAGGAGAUUGAAAAGUUCCACUUGGACAAAUGCAUAAGAAUACUGCCACACCAUCAAGACACAGGUGGAUUCUUCGUAGCAGUGUUCGAGAAGGUAUCCCCCGUACCGUGGACAAACGAAAAAGAUCCACAGUCAGAAAAAUCAGAAGUAAAAGAGUCGAAAAAAGAACCGCCUCAGAAAAAAAGAAGAAUAGGCGGCUACAGAGAAGACCCUUUUGUAUUCUUCUCUGGCGAUCAAGAAGAUGUAUACCCGUCGAUAAAAGAGUUCUAUGAAAUGAAAGAAGAUUUUGACGCGAAAUGCCUGCUAACAAGAUGUUAUGUAGGCAAAAAGAAGAAUAUAUAUUUGGUGUCACCGAUAGUGAAAGAUGUUCUAAAGAAGAAUGAGGCUAAUAUAAAGGUGAUAAACACUGGUGUGAAGACGUUUGUAAGGUGUGACAAUAAGAAUAUGACAUGUCCGUUCAGAUUAUCCCAAGAAGGUCUGCAAAGCAUAAUACAGUUCAUAGGAACAAAGAGGCGGGUGGACAUCCUAAGGGAAGACCUGAUCGUGGUGCUGCAAAACGACAACCCCUCCACACCGCCCGACAUCUCCAGGUUUACUGAACACACGCAAAACCAGCUCAAGGAGUUAGCAACCGGCAGCUGCGUGCUAGAGUACAAGGAUAAGGAAUCGAACCUGCGGCUGACGUUGGUGGGGUGGCGCGGGGUUCACUCGCUACGAGCCUAUACGGCCACACCCGACACCGUGCAUUAUUUGAGGCUACUCGGAGCUGAUACAAGCAAAUAUGAGGUAAACAAAUUCAAAGCGGCAGAAGAACAAUCGGAAACAGACGUUUCGAAUGUCGACGCAAUGGAAGUGUCAAACGCUGAAGAGAAACAGACAGAGAGCGUAGAAGAUAACGAAGAAGAUACGCAGACUGAGAGCAUAGAAGACGCAGAAGAAGCUCAGAGUAGCAAAUAAUGUACAGGCGCGGGUCGUGAUGUUGGAUGCUAUUUAAUGUAUCUGUUUGACCUGCGCAUUGACAAAUAUAAUAAAAUUAUUGCUAUUUAAA